AUGUCCAGCGCCAACACUACAGCCCUCCGCACAACAGAUCCCGACCCCAGCGCGCCCAACGGCAUCCCCUUCAGCGCCUUCCGCCGGCGCGCGCUCCUCGGCAUCGGCGCGGCCAUCCUCUCCCUCCCGUACGUACUAUGGCAUCCUGUACCUCCUCUUCCGGCCCUUCAAGAGCCUCAAGGCGUACCUCUUCGCACGCGCGUUCAACACCAUCACCCGCGUCUUUGGGGCGUAUAG
Molecule: messenger RNA, 237 nt
Organism: Vanrija pseudolonga
Lineage: Eukaryota; Fungi; Basidiomycota; Tremellomycetes; Trichosporonales; Trichosporonaceae
Exons: 1
Coding region: 1-237 (78 amino acids)
Source: RefSeq, a predicted model, not a curated record